AUGCCCAAAGACGACAGCCCUCCAACGUAUGAAGACGCUGUGGCUCAGCCUAAAGAUGCCAACCUCCCAGAAUCCAUGCAGCGGGACGGGCCACUCCCUCCUCCACCCUCCUACACCCCUGGCCCUCACAUCAGCUGGGGCCAAACAGGGGAUUACCCACCUCCUGGAAUGUGGAUGGGCCCUGGCUUUGGUCCAUCUGGGGCAAUUCCCACACUGUCUGGUGGAGUGCCAUCCUCCGCCUCAGGAGAAAUAGAUGAUUUUCUGAGUAACCAGUUUGAGAGCACUUCAGUCAGACAUGCAUUUAUCAGAAAGGUUUAUCUAAUAUUGUCAGUGCAACUUUCCAUCACAUUUUCAGUCGUGGCCGUUUUUACAUUUGUUGAACCAGUGAAGCAGUUUGUCAUAAACUACCCUGCCGUCUACUAUGCUUCUCUCUAUUACGAGACCAAAGCAGUGUUCAUCGCCAUGGUGGACUUCACCUCCUGCGGUGGCCUCCUCUGUAUUUCAGCCGUUCUGCUCACCAUCCUAGGGAUCGUUACCGCUGUCGUUCUAACAUUUCAAUAUAUUCAUUGGCUGCACAUGCUCUAUGCUGCAAUCGGAGCCAUAGUUUACACUCUGUUUUUGGUGUACAACACACAGCUUUUGAUUGGGAACCGGGAGCACGCCAUAAGCCCAGAGGAGUACGUCUACGGAGCGCUGUCCCUUUACAUCGACGUGGUCAACAUUUUCCUCUUUAUCCUUCAAAUCAGUGGAGCGGCCACCGAUUGA
Messenger RNA from Knipowitschia caucasica, 765 nucleotides. The record is from the annotation of a GenBank genome assembly. NCBI's taxonomy places the organism in Eukaryota, Metazoa, Chordata, Actinopteri, Gobiiformes, Gobiidae.